Molecule: messenger RNA, 1270 nt
Organism: Cooperia oncophora
Lineage: Eukaryota; Metazoa; Nematoda; Chromadorea; Rhabditida; Trichostrongylidae
Source: the annotation of a GenBank genome assembly
CUGCCCUCUAUAAAGUCUGUGAUUUCAGCUCGGAUCUCGAGUCUAACUAUAGGCAUUACUUCGAAAAAAACUGCAAGUUCCGAAUGCAUUGUGAAGACGAAAUACGGACUUAUCCAGGGCAGACGGUAUGUUACCAAAAAAGGCUGUGAAGCCGACUGCUUCCUUGGAGUGCCCUAUGCGAAACCGCCAGUCGGACAGCUGCGUUUUCAAAAACCACAACGUAUGGAACCAUGGGAAGGAGUGAAAAAUUGCCGUCAGUUCGGGAAUCGUCCCGUACAGAACGAUAUGUUCUGGGACAAAUUCACCAUUUUUACUCCGCAAAGUGAAGACUGUCUCUACCUGAACAUCUUCGCUCCUGCAAUUAAUCCCGCAAAGAGCUAUCCCGUGCUAUUCUACAUCCAUGGAGGCGGUUUUAUGAUGGAUUCCGCUGUGCGAUAUAAGCCCGAGAAUAUGGCUCGAUUGAUCGUGAGCCAAGAAGUAAUUAUCGUCACAAUUCAAUAUCGACUUGGAUAUCUGGGCUACUUUUGCACAGGUGACGGUGUAGCCAAAGGCAAUUAUGGGGCCCUCAAAUGGGUGAAAGAAAAUAUCCAUAAUUUUCGGCGGCGAUCCAAAUCGGAUUACGGACUGUUCAACCGGAAAAUUGUCAUGGGCGGAAACUCCUUCUGUUACUGGUCAUCCACUACGAAGGAAAAGUGUGCUGAAUACUGCAGACAGAAAGCCCUUAAACUCGGAUGGAAACCCGACCCACAAGGUACCCUUGUUCUUUUCCUGCAUUUUCAAAGAAUUUUCAACAUUUUGCUGAAUAAAACUCUUCAAGGCUACAAUUCAAAGGAAGAAGAAAGCCUCGACAUGCUAAAUUUCAUGCGAAACGUGCCGGCUCAAAGCCUUGGUAUGAAUAUGAUUGGCAACGAAGCGUUCUUUAACGAAGCUCGUCUUCCGCUGACACCGGUGAUUGACGGGGAAAUCCUCCCGAAAGCGAUUUCUGAGCUACGCGCGGAAGCGCCACCAAUGGAAUCGAUCACCGGUGUCGGGCGACAAGAAUCGUUGCUAUUUAUGGCUUUGGGAGCGAUUAGAGGCACCGGCAAGGACAUGAACAAACUCGUUCAAGAAGUCGCUCGCCAAACUCAAUUGAACGCAGCCGAGGUGAAGGAAGUGAUUUCACGGGUCUACGGAGAUUUCAACAAACUGCGCCAAGACCGAAAAGCCAUGCAGGACGCCUAUGUAACGGUAGGUAGCCCUAAGAACAUGAAGAUGGUAGCUCAAUCGCGAA